AUGCUCUGUUUUUUUUUUUUUUUUGUUUCUCCCUUUCAGUCGUCGGUGAGUCCUAGACAGCCCGCUCCAAGAAGGGCCCUGGGCCUUGGGCCUUGCGUCUCUAAGCCGAGCACCCCAAGAUUUGAUGCUCUCUGCCAGGACAGCGACGGUUCUCACAUCAAAGGGCUCUUGAUCAACCUGAUCCAUGCCUGGUGGCCCUCCCUCGCGCGGCUGCCGGGCUUCCUCAAGGAGUUCUUCACGCCGAUCGUCAAAGCAAGGAAAGGCCGCAGCGAGACCUGCUUCUACACGCUUCCGGAGUACGAGGCUUGGAAGAAGGAGACCGAGAACGGAAAGGGCUUCAAGAUCAAAUACUACAAAGGUCUUGGCACGAGCACAUCGAAGGAGGCGAAGGAGUACUUUAGCGCCCUUGAGUCGCACAAGAUGCGAUACCGGUAUGAUGGUGUUGAAGACGACCGAGCCAUCGAUCUCGCCUUCAAUAAGAGGCGAGCAGAUGACAGAAAGGCGUGGAUCAACGCUUACGAGGAAGGACGCUUGGUGGACCACACGCAGCAGGAGGUGAGCUACAAGGACUUCGUGGACAAGGAGCUGGUGCUCUUUGCCAAAGCCAACGUGACACGUGCCAUUCCCUCCAUGGUGGAUGGUUUCAAGCCGAGCCAGAGAAAGGUCCUUUUCGGCUGCUUCAAGCGCAAGCUGCGAAGCGACGUCAAGGUGGCCCAGCUCGUGGGCUAUGUGUCGGAGCAAGCGGCGUAUCAUCACGGAGAGAUGGCCUUGUCGGAGACCAUCGUCGGCAUGGCGCAGGAUUUUGUUGGGUCCAACAACAUCAACCUGCUCGUUCCGCAAGGACAGUUUGGCACACGAUUGCAGGGCGGCAAGGACUCGGCUUCCGCACGAUACAUCUACACGCGCCUGGCGCCGAUCACACGUUUCUUAUUCCCGGCCUCUGACGAUCCUGUGUUGGAGUAUUUGAGCGAGGACGGCAUGUCCAUCGAACCUCGCUGGUACUGUCCAGUCAUCCCCAUGGUCUUGGUGAAUGGUGUCGAAGGGAUCGGCACGGGCUGGAGUUCGUCGGUGCCGAAUUUCAACCCACGUGACAUCAUCGAGAAUCUCAGGAGGUGGCUCAAAAAGCAAGAGCUUAAGGAGAUGACGCCGUGGUUUGCAGGUUUCACCGGCAGCAUCUCGAAAUCGCGAGAAGAAGGCAAGUGGGAGGUCACGGGCAACAUCAGGAACCUCGGGGAAGGCAAAGCCGAAAUCACCGAGCUGCCGGUGAAGCGAUGGACACAGGACUAUCGAGAAAUCCUGGAAGAGAACCUUCCAAAAGGGGAGAAGAAGCGGGAGGGGCCAAAGCUCCUAGAAGACUACCAAGAGUACCAUAGUGAGAAGUCCGUGCAUUUUGAGUUGUCUUUGAGCUCAGAGGGCCAGCUCCACGCGGACAAGGACAAUCUGGAGAAGGUCUUCAAGCUUCGCUCGUCCAUCAGCAUGAACAACAUGAUGCUCUUCGAUGCUGACGGCAAGAUCAAGAAGUACGACACUCCAAAAGACAUCCUGCAAGACUUCGCGCACGUCCGGUUAAAGAUCUACGAGACGCGCAAGGCGUACCUGUUGGCGCGGCUCACCCGCGAAUGUGAGGUGUUGAGCGCCAAGGCGCGCUUUGUGAAGCUGGUCAUCGAGGGGAGAAUCGUGAUCCGAAAGCGGAAGAUCGCUGACUUGGCCCAGGACCUCCGGAAGCAUGGCUUCAAAGCGCUUCGCGACCUCCAAGGCGAGCAGUCUGAGGAGAAGGAGGACUUGCUUGCAAUGCCUGUUUCGUGUGCCAUUCUGUCAGAGAACAUCCGCGAGUUGCGCAGCUGUGAUGCCUCGCAGCGUGGUCUCGGGCAAAGUUGUCUUCAGGCGCUGUUGUGA
Molecule: messenger RNA, 1896 nt
Organism: Symbiodinium necroappetens
Lineage: Eukaryota; Dinophyceae; Suessiales; Symbiodiniaceae
Source: the annotation of a GenBank genome assembly